Messenger RNA from Nezara viridula (southern green stink bug), 408 nucleotides. Lineage: Eukaryota; Metazoa; Arthropoda; Insecta; Hemiptera; Pentatomidae. The record is from the annotation of a GenBank genome assembly.
AUGAUUUACAGUUUACUUAAUUUUGAGCGUUCAACCAUGCCUGCCUUAUCAAAUGGUAAUACAUGUUGGGGAAAUAGAAAAUGUUUCAGCAUGCAUUCAGAGUAUAUCAGUGAUAGUUUUCUUCUGGGGCUUGAGAUGAGAGAUGUGGUUAGUUUGCCAUCAUCAGGUACCCCUACAAAUUGCGGAUACCAAAGAAUUCCAGAAAAUUCAGUAGUGGAGGAUAUGGACGUUGAUGCAUGUAAUUCUAAAACUUGUGAACAAAUAAACUCAGUAUGUAGAAAAAGGUCCAUCCCAGCAGAACAAAAUAUUGUGAAAAGAUUACGCCAGCAAGAUCCUAAACAGCAAUCUAUUUCAUCUGAAACAAUUUGCAAAAAUCAAGUUUAUAAUUCUGGAUUUUGUUUAUUUUAA